AUUUCAAUGAUAUGAACAUGAAAAUUGUUUAAAACAAGAGAUCUUAAGGUCGAAGAUUACUAUUACGUAUGGUUGGGCUAUGUCUGCGGAAUCCUAGCCAUCUUUGUUUAUAUAAGAGCGUUAAGGAAAGUUAAGUAAUAGUAAGUAAUCAUAAAAUCGCAGUUAAUCAAACCACCACCUAUUGAUUUGAAAAAAUUUAAAAGUAGUGGUAGAAAAGGUACCCCUGGCUUUUAGUUGCAAUUAAACUACAUGACAUUCGCACUAUAUUGUUCGAUAUAUCUCCUAGAAAACUUUCAUAACUUUUCAUUUUAUUUCUUCGCUUAGUGUUGGAUAGUUAACUUGAACAUGGUUCUGCAAUUAUUUUUUUUAAUAACUCUUUGCAUUUCUGUGAGUUCGCUAAAUGCUCAAAAUAUAUCAUUGAGAAAUAUUCUUCAAGCUCUGGACAAGGAGCUCUCUUACCAAACAAUUUUACUGCUACAAGGCAACAACGAAUGCUGGAAUGGAGAACCCUUUUUAGAGGAUACACCUGUUCUCAUAACCAAUAAAAAUAAAAGCCUCUACCAAAAGGAUUUAUUCAAUACAAAUUUAAUUGCCUUUGUGUGCUUGGAGGAGAACAAAACCGAUAUAAUGGAGGUUCUCUACUCAAAUCUUGAAGAUAUCCGUGAAACGCCCAUCAUCCUUUUUGCAUUUUCGGAAAGCCAAAUACGACAAUUAUUCGUUAAAUGUAACGAGCAUCAAGUGCUGAGUGUGUUGGCAUUCAUUGGAUCAGAUCGAAGCCUUGUCCACAGCUUUCGAAAGUUUCCCAAAUUUCAGAUCAUCAAGAGAAAUGUAUCAGAGGUUCGGAGAUACUUUGAGCCACAACUAAGGGAUCUGGGUGGCCAUGUCCUUCGAGCUAUGCCCGACAACGUGAUUCCCCGCACCGUGGUCUAUAGGGAUGCCCAUGGAAACCGCCAGCUAGCGGGCUACCUCAACGAAUUUAUUAAAAACUACGUGAGUACCAUUAACGCCAGUCUCGAAAUAGUUUGGGAUUCGGUUCCCGAACAUGGUAUGACGGGAUUCGAGAAAUUAAUCCGCAAAUCGGAGGAGGCGAACGUGGACUUUCCACUGGCGGUUUAUGGCGUUGAACUUGAAUCGUCCCAAAUGGGAAUGGCCAUAGAGAUCUCCAGCUGGUGGCUAAUGCUUCCAAUGGAACCAAACAUGCCAAGAUCACGAUAUUUUCUCAAUGUAGGCUUGCAGGGAAUGGCACCCAUGGCCCUUAUUAUGGCAGUCGUUCUAUGCAAUGCCCAUAGAAUGGAGGCCGGGCUAGGACCCAGUAUUUGUUGUUUCUACAAUUUGAUAAAUAAAGCAAUCCGCGGAAUCCUUGCUCAGCCAUUUGUCAUGCCCAGACAUCUAUCCCUGAAACUAAUGCUAAUCUAUUGGUUACUAUUCACAAGUGGUUUCUUCUUAGCCAAUUAUUACACGGCGAACUUGGCUACGUGGCCUCCCGCCGGCAAUUAUAUCAGAAGCUGGGAAGAACUGCAUGCUUCAGGAUUAAAGAUUUUGAUAGUAAAUGAAGACUAUAAUCUGUUGAAAGAUAUAUUGGGCAGGGAGUUCGUAGAGGCCCUGAGGGAUGUAUUCGUGUUAACCAAUAAUACGAUGGACUUUCAAGGAAAACGAUUGUGGCUGGACCAAUCUUAUGGCUAUCCAGUUACCAACACUUUGUGGCCUAUUUUACAGAUCUCACAAGAAAGACUCCAUCAGCCAAUAUUCCGAAGAUCCGAUGAAAUAAUUAUUAAAUCAAUAUUUAUUCUAUCCCUGCCGAUGUCUGAUAAUUGCAUUUUUAAGAAAUCUUUGCAGAAAUAUUUCUUACUUACCCGUAAUAGCGGACUUUUCGACCUAUGGAUCCGUCAAAGCUUUUUUGAUUUGGUAAGGCUCCGGAAAAUUUGGUAUAAAAAAGAGAUGGACUUCAAGCCAUAUCAGGAUUUGAUGUGGCUGGACUUCUUCUACAUAUGGCUAACAUAUAUUGGAGUUACUAUUCUCAGCUUUAUUAUAUUCCUAUUGGAACUGGGCUAUCAUAGGUGGCAAGCUGCGAAAAUGUUAAACAAUGCACUGUAAGAACAAAUAUGUUAUCAAUCACACUAAAAAUCAGAAAUAAAAAAGUAGUGUUUGAAAUGAAAAAGGUCGUUUUCUUUAGAUAAUUAUAGCCAAUGACUUUUCGUACCAAUCUAGAUAGAUAUUCUGCAAUUAAGGACUAUGACUUUCAAGAUAUUUGAGGGAUAUCUAAGCUAAUGUUGACUUCAUUACAAUUUUUUGAGCAGUC
Drosophila ananassae is the source of this 2299-nucleotide messenger RNA. RefSeq lists its product as uncharacterized. The record is from RefSeq and is a predicted model, not a curated record. The transcript has a single exon. The coding region runs from base 346 to 2094 and encodes 582 amino acids. Lineage: Eukaryota; Metazoa; Arthropoda; Insecta; Diptera; Drosophilidae.